Symphalangus syndactylus (siamang) is the source of this 3723-nucleotide messenger RNA. It is a transcript of the gene IGSF11, whose product is annotated as immunoglobulin superfamily member 11. The record is from RefSeq and is a predicted model, not a curated record. Lineage: Eukaryota; Metazoa; Chordata; Mammalia; Primates; Hylobatidae. Gene Ontology annotation, cellular component: cell-cell junction.
UCAUUAAUAAUUUUAUUAGUGAAUGAGUUUAUCAGCUCCUUUUUUUGGGAGAAGAUUUUAUCAAAGGGUAUGGAGGAGAAAACAUAAGAGUUCCAAUUAAGUUUUUGAGGAAAGGAGGGGGCUUUAAAUGCAGGCUAAGAAUGAAGCACAGUAGAUGUUGUAUUUUCCUCUAAUUUGGUAUCGAGGUUUCUCUCUGGAGAGUUGCUAGAAACUCUAGCUCUGCCCCGAUGGGGAUCCAAGGGAGAUGGUCUUAGAUGCUUACAAAGUGGCUUUACGUGAUACUUCUUUAUCCUGGUGGACAGUCUAACCUAAGUGUCUAACUCAUGACCAGGUUUCCCUCUUACAGGGAACUUGAAUAUACUGGCAGGUACCUUUGUGGUUCGUGCCUGACUUGUGUCCAGUGUGUGAGAUAGCCACUCUCUAGGAGAGCCAUGACUGGGCAGGGGGUUAGGUUUGGUUGUGUUGGUCAGGUGAGACACAGAGGAGGCAUGAAAUAACAGAAGCAGUGUAUGUUAUUUACAGACCCAGAAAGAAGAGAGCAGCACACCUCAGGGCCAGUAGGAGGAAGGGGAGUCAUCCAGGACACGUGCUCUCAACUGAUGGUUGGGAAGAAGACAGAAAGAGAUAGACAUGUGGGUCAAAGUCUUUACUGGGGUCCAUGGUGUUACCCAAGUGUUGCAGCAUCCCUGGAAGUGUCAGAGAGCCCUGGGAGUAUCCAAGUGGCCCGGGGUCAGACAGCAGUCCUGCCCUGCACUUUCACUACCAGCGCUGCCCUCAUUAACCUCAAUGUCAUUUGGAUGGUCACUCCUCUCUCCAAUGCCAACCAACCUGAACAGGUCAUCCUGUAUCAGGGUGGACAGAUGUUUGACGGUGCCCCCCGGUUCCAUGGUAGGGUAGGAUUUACAGGCACCAUGCCAGCUACCAAUGUCUCUAUCUUCAUUAAUAACACCCAGUUAUCAGAUACUGGCACCUACCAGUGCCUGGUCAACAACCUUCCAGACAUAGGGGGCAGGAACAUUGGGGUCACCGGUCUCACAGUGUUAGUUCCCCCUUCUGCCCCACACUGCCAAAUCCAAGGAUCCCAGGAUAUUGGCAGCGAUGUCAUCCUGCUCUGUAGCUCAGAGGAAGGCAUUCCUCGACCAACUUACCUUUGGGAGAAGUUAGACAAUACCCUCAAACUACCUCCAACAGCUACUCAGGACCAGGUCCAGGGAACAGUCACCAUCCGGAAUAUCAGUGCCCUGUCUUCAGGUUUGUACCAGUGUGUCGCUUCUAACGCUAUUGGAACCAGCACCUGUCUUCUGGAUCUCCAGGUUAUUUCACGGGCAUUCUUUUAUUGGAGAAGCAAAAAUAAAGAGGAGGAGGAAGAAGAAAUUCCUAAUGAAAUAAGAGAGGAUGAUCUUCCACCCAAGUGUUCUUCUGCCAAAGCAUUUCACACUGAGAUUUCCUCCUCGGACAACAACACACUAACCUCUUCCAAUACCUACAACAGUCGAUACUGGAGCAACAAUCCAAAAGUUCAUAGAAACACAGAGUCAGUCAACCACUUCAGUGACUUGGGCCAGUCUUUCUCCUUCCACUCAGGCAAUGCCAACAUACCGUCCAUUUAUGCUAAUGGGAGCCAUCUGAUUCCGGGUCAACAUAAGACUCUGGUAGUGACAGCCAACAGAGGGUCAUCACCACAGGUGAUGUCCAGGAGCAAUGGCUCAGUCAGUAGGAAGCCUCGGCCUCCACACACUCAUUCCUACACCAUCAGCCACGCAACACUGGAACGAAUUGGUGCAGUACCUGUCAUGGUACCAGCCCAGAGUCGGGCUGGGUCCUUGGUAUAGGACAUGAGGAAAUGUUGUGUUCAGAAAUGAAUAAACGGAAUGCCCUCAUACAAGGGGGAGGGUGGGGUGGGGGAGUGCUGGGAAAGAAACACUUCCUUAUAAUUAUAUUAGUAAAAUGCACAAAGAAGAAGGCAAUGCUGUUACUUGGCCACUAAGAUGUGUAAAAUGGACUGGAAUGCUCCGUCAUGAAGACUUGCUUCCCCACCAAAGAUGUCCUGGGAUUCUGCUGGAUCUCAAAGAUGUGCCAAGCCAAGGAAAAAGAUAUAAGAGCAGAAUAGCACUUAAAAUCCAAACUGCUGCCCAGAUGGGCUUGUUCUUCAUGCCUAACUUAAUAAUUUUUAAGAGACUAAAGUGCCAGAUGGAGUUUAAAUAUUGAAAUUAUUUUAAAAGGUAGGUGUCUUUAAGAAAAUAACAAGCAACCCUGUGAUAUGUUCCGUCUCUCCCAAUUCCCUCGUUAUGUAGAGGGCUUAAUGGUAUAAAUGGUUAAUAUUGGUCCCAACAGGGCUGACUCUUCUAUCAUAUAAUCAAAACUUUUUACAUGAGCAAAAUUCAGUAAGAAAUGGGGGAAAACAAAGGAAAUGUCUUUGAGAAGCCCCUUCAUAUUUAUUUAUUUAUCUCUUCCUGAACCAUGAAUUUCAUAUUUGGAAUAUUGCUAUAUUGACAGAUUCUUGCCUGUCUAUGUUAUUCUAGGAUCUGUUACAGGUCCAUGGCAAUUACUGUUUAUUUUUUCCUGGAAAAAUAUUUUUUUAUAAAAGAUUUUUUUUUUUUAAUACAUGAGAGGCAUUGGGCUAAGAGAGAAAAGACUGUUGUAUAAUACCUUCUUCGAUGGUUGUAUUUAGUGAGCUCAUAGAGGUCCAUCAUAUCAUGACCGAGCUAGGUUGUGUGGGCAGGAAGGUAGGGCUAAGGGGUUGUAGCCUUGCUGGGCAGCCUCUCAGAGCAAGGUUGUUCAGAUCCCCCUUGCUAUUACAGUAGGUUACUAUUAAUGAGGGCAGCACCUGAUGCCUUUUGUACUGAGGUAGGUAACUUUCUCCUUAUUUGACAAAUAGAGGUUAACUUACUUGUCAGGGAGGGCAGACAUUGUUUUUUUGUUUUGUUUUGUUUUUCAAAAUAAUUCUUUUUGCAAAAGAGGUAAGACUGAGACAAAAGGUGUUACUUUCUGGUGUGCUCCUGGAAGUGUCUACCCUACAUUUGUGUCAGCUCAGGGUUGCAGUGUUGCCCAGAUGCAUUUUACACCACUGUAAAGAGAUUCUUUUUGUGGUUACUACCUGGCUUGGCUGGCCUUGCGGUUCACCAGAUUAAUUUGCAAACUCCCCCACUUUAUUUUGUGCUAUGUAGAUCUGGCCAUACUUGUAUUAGUGACUGUCUUGCCUUAACCACACUUUAAGCAACCCACAAAUUUCUUCCCAGAUUUGUUUCCUAGAUUACUUAUGAUACUCAUCCCAUGUCUCAGUAAGAGUGUCUUUUCUUUCUAGAUGUGUUCUCUCACUCCCUCUUACCACCAUACUUUUUGCCCUCUUCUCCUGCAAGCGUAGUCUUCACAGGGAGUGGCUUCCUGACAUUUUUUUCAGUUAUGUGAAUGAAUGGAAACCAACAGCUGCUGCAAACACUGUUUUUCCAAGAAGGCUACACUCAGAACCUAACCAUUGCCAACCAUUUCAGUAUUGAUAAAAAGCUGAAUUUACUUUAGCAUUACUUAUUUUUUUCCAUUUGAUGGUCUUACUUUGUAAAAAUUUAAAUAAAUGAAUGUCUAUACUUUUUAUAAAGAAAAGUGAAAAUACCAUGACACUGAAAAGAUGAUGCUAUCAGAUGCUGUUUAGAAAGCAUUUAUCUUGCAUUUCUUUAUUCUUUCUAAUUAUCUAAAAUUCAAUAAAAUUUUAUUCAUAUAAAAUAA